AUGCCAAAGAUCCUUCUCCCAUCAGAUGGUGCCUCUGGUGGCCCCAACGCCACAGCGACCUGCUUCUGCACCGCAGUCCAGAUCUCCUUCCCCAUCAAUUCCGUCAGCAACACUCACGUCUGCCACUGCUCCGACUGCCACAAGAUUCACAGCACCAUGUUCGGCACCAACUUCGUCAUCCCGGCUGACGUCACCACUCACAACCGCGGCAAGGAGAAGCUCACCAUGUACUCUGAGAACCAUACCACGACUACCGGGAACACGAUGGAGAAUCAUUUCUGCUCGGUGUGCGGAACUGUGAUGUAUCGCAUCGGGAGUGGAUUUCCUGGGAUGCUGAUCGGGAGGGUCGCGACUGUGGAUGAUUUCGAGUUGAUGGAGAGUGUGCUGAAGCCGGAGGUCGAGGAGUAUGUGGAGAACCGGGUGGGAUGGUUAAAAGGGGUCGAGGGGGCGAGGCAGGUUGAGGGGUUCGCGUUCAAGUGA
This is a messenger RNA of Fulvia fulva, 480 nucleotides long. RefSeq lists its product as uncharacterized. The record is from RefSeq and is a predicted model, not a curated record. Gene Ontology annotation, molecular function: carbon-sulfur lyase activity. The transcript is spliced from 2 exons. Lineage: Eukaryota; Fungi; Ascomycota; Dothideomycetes; Mycosphaerellales; Mycosphaerellaceae. The coding region runs from base 1 to 480 and encodes 159 amino acids.